UAAUUCGUUGUGCGAACGCAGUGGCAGUCAUUCAGUCAAUACACAUCGUGCAAAGACAACUUCAUAAUCGUGUAUACAAAAAUGGAGGGUGUAAUUGCAAUGAAUCAUUUGGUGGAAUCCGACAAGGAGAAGAGGCAAUUUAAACUGAAAAUUAUGGAGCUCGAGCACGAAAUGAGGAUGGAAAAGGAUCCAGCGAAAUUGAAAAAACUGGAUGAGGAGAACCAAAAACGGAACUUGGAAAUUGCUAAGGCCAACGUGUCGCUAAUGACGUCGAAUAUGAAGUAUAGAGUGGCUUAUAAUAUUAUUAACAACCUUGAUUGAUUUGCUUAUAAAUCAAAAUUGUUUCCAAUAGUGGAUCCUGGUUUGGCAAAGCUGCUUGUAAUUUUGAUCAAAAUGCAUAAUUUGUUAAUUAAUAAAGAGCAUGAAUAAAACAAAUCGCUGUACACAUUA
This is a messenger RNA of Drosophila sechellia, 450 nucleotides long. Its product is annotated as long non-coding RNA:CR32368. The record is from RefSeq and is a predicted model, not a curated record. NCBI's taxonomy places the organism in Eukaryota, Metazoa, Arthropoda, Insecta, Diptera, Drosophilidae.